Molecule: messenger RNA, 723 nt
Organism: Balaenoptera musculus (blue whale)
Lineage: Eukaryota; Metazoa; Chordata; Mammalia; Artiodactyla; Balaenopteridae
Product: zinc finger protein 239-like
Exons: 2
Coding region: 1-723 (240 amino acids)
Biological process (GO): regulation of transcription by RNA polymerase II
Molecular function (GO): DNA-binding transcription factor activity; RNA polymerase II cis-regulatory region sequence-specific DNA binding
Source: RefSeq, a predicted model, not a curated record
AUGUCUUCAAGGCCAGAGCCCAGAAGGAAAAGUAAUGUCAGCAAACAGCGUGGAAAAUCACUUAGUCAAGGGUCAUUCCUUGACGGACAGGAUCACAUUCACACUAGAGCUAAAUCGUAUGAAUGUCCUCCAUGUGGGAAAGCCUUUAGUACUUGCUUUAGGCUCAGACAACACAAGAUGAUUCACACUGGAGAGAAACCAUAUAAAUGUCAUGUGUGUGGGAAAGUCUUCAAUCAAAGUUCCCACGUGAAACGACAUGAGAAAACUCACACAGGAGAGAAGCCAUAUAAAUGCUGCCUAUGUAAGAAAACUUUCAGUCAAAUCUCUUACCUUAGAAAACAUGAGAAAAUCCAUCCCAGAGAGAAGCCCUAUGAAUGUCAUCUGUGUGGGAAAACCUUUAGUCAAAGUUCUGGACUUCGCACGCACAAGAAAACCCACACUGGAGAGAAACCACACGUAUGUCUUCUGUGUGAGAAGGCCUUCAAUCAAAUUUCUGAACUGACUCGGCACAAAAGGACCCACACAGGAGAGAAACCCUAUGAAUGUCAGCGAUGUGGGAAUGCUUUCAGUCAGCAUGCAAACCUGAGACACCAUGAGAGAACCCACACAGGAGAGAGGCCCUAUGAAUGUCAGUGGUGUGGGAAAUGCUUCAGUCGUGGCUCUUCCCUGAGACGACAUGAGGGAACCCAGCACUGGAGAGAAAGUCAGGAGGGCCCUCAGUAG